This is a messenger RNA of Prunus armeniaca (apricot), 174 nucleotides long. NCBI's taxonomy places the organism in Eukaryota, Viridiplantae, Streptophyta, Magnoliopsida, Rosales, Rosaceae. The record is from the annotation of a GenBank genome assembly.
AUGCCGCAGGUUGUGGUUCCAGCGAGCUUCAGCAACCCAGGCAGGAGAUGGGUCCCAGCAAACCGGGCAAGCCCAAAGGCAAAACGAGCCCGAGCUUGUGCCUGGGGGCUACUGACGUCAUCAACGAAAAAACCCACUGAAAGAGGAAGGGUGGAAAAGCUUUAUGCAGCUUAA